GGGCUCGCUCAGCGUUUUCCGUCGCGCUGGUGUCAGUUUCUUUCGGAUCGCCUCUUGGGCAAGAGAGAAUGUACCAGUUGGUGUAUCGCGGCUCCUUCGUGGACACCCGUUUCUACGUUUGAAUUACACAUUUUUUCUCCUCCGCGCUUUCUGCGAGUCGUCGCCGCGCCGCCGCCGCCGCCUUCGUCGCCGCUUCUAGUGAGUUUUUAAUCAAGUUGGGGGCUUAGAGUCCAACCGAGCAGCCAAGGAGCUCUAAACAGUGUCACCAGCCGUCGAGUGGAGCGCGACAGUAGUAUAGCGGCCAGCGUGAACGCGCAACAAGAAUAGCACUACAGCAGUCGGAGUGUGUCGUGUCGUGGUAGACCGCAUAUUUAGGAGGAAACUAGUUUUUUUUCUUCAACGCGCGCGCGAGGGCUGCCUCUUACAUACUUUCGAACGUUUUUUUUUCUUACUUCUUGCGAACGAACGGUGUUUGUGUGGACAAAACGAUUCAGUGUUUAUCCCCUUGGCGCCUUGUACUACAUACCAGCCGCGAACCAGAGGCUCCGGAUUGGGUCGUGGCCUUAGGAAAAGCGCUUUUCAUCGGAUCAUCGAGUGCUCUUGAAUGUGAAAAUGCUAACAGCAGCAGCAGCAGCAGUUGGAUCGCAGUCGCUGUUUACGUGAGCUGCACGCGCGCUCUCCUCUACGAGGCGUACAGGGAAGGAAAAACGGGCUACUUCGAUCCCGCCAUCCAGGCCACAGGGAAAAUACAGGGCAACGCAAGUCGCGCAGUGUUGGAAGGAAAAGUCUCUUGUUGAGACGUGGUGGUGAGUGAGUGCAAGUGAGAGCGCGUUCGGUGAAAAACGGAAGAUUUUCAGAUUCAGUGCAACAACCGCGGCGUGAAGUGUUUGGGGGAAGAAUACGACAACUAGCGCAGGGAAAAGUCCACGGAUUUCCGAUUUUGGCGAAGGAAAUGUGCGAAGAUCUUGCGCGAGAGUUUCGGGUUAGUCUUCGCCGAGCGAACCGUGGUGCGUGUGAGUGGUGAACGGGAGACUCCAUGGACCGCCAUGGAGCACAAGUGCGCAUAGCCUACUACAGUGGUUUAUCGAAUCGUCACAGCAGGCCGUAUCAGUCCAAGGCAUUGUCACCUUCGGCGUAGCAGGCGCAGGCGAGGUGAAAAUUGUCUGGUCAUUCCGAGAGAAUUGCAAUUGCGCUGGAAAAAGUUCUUCAAAGUGUGGCGAAGAAAGUGGUUAAAGGGUGAUAUUAAGUGAGAAAAAGUUGGAAAACGGCAGCGGCCACCGAGUGCAAGAAGCAGAAGAAGAAGAAGUGAAAGAAGCCGCGAAAUAGCUAAUAAGAAAGUGUUUGUGGAGCGAGCGAGUGAGCGAGCAGCGAUCGAGCCAAGUGAGUGCGGGAAGAAAGCAAGAAGAGCAAGACGAAGAAAAUAUAGGUUCCAAUCGAAGAUCGCCUUCGCCGAGGGAACCGCAGCGAUACCAGCGCAGCCUGCCGCAGCACACAGCACAGAGAGUUCGAGACUUGGGAAGCCGCGCACUGGAGAGGACGGGAUAAAUUAUGCCAAAAAGUUCUAACGAUGCAGAUUUACCACUCGGCUGGGAGAUUAACACCGAUUUUGAUGGGAAGGUUUAUUUUAUUGAUCAUAUUAACAAGAAGACCACAUGGAUCGAUCCUCGCGACAAACUCACCAAGCCCGAAUCGUUCGCCGACUGCAUCGGAAAUGAGCUACCGUUCGGGUGGGAGGAGGGCUAUGACCCCCAGAUCGGGACCUACUACAUCAACCACCACUCGCAGACGACCCAGCUCGAGGACCCCCGGCAGGAGUGGAAGAGCAAGCAGGAGGAGAUGCUCCGGGAAUAUCUCUGCUCCGCACAGGACACACUGGAGGCAAAGAAGGAGAUCUUCAACGUGAAAACGCAACGGCUGCACCUGGCCCAGGAGGAGUACAACCACCUCAACGCGCUGGCCGCCAGCCGGACUAGUUUAUGUUCUUCAACUAGUUCAUGUAGUACAAAGUUCGAUCCGGAGCUGCUUCGGGCGGAUCUCGCCCUGGCCAAGGAGCGCGUGUUCCGCCUCAAGAAGGAACUGUCCCGGAUACAUAAGGAAAUGCAUAAUACUCAAAAGGGAGUGGAAACUCUGUUCAGUGUCGAGCAAAAGCUGAACUCCCACAUCAAUGGCUGCUACAACAUAACGGAAGCGCAAGCCAUCUACGAGGAGAUCAAGAUGAUUCAGAAAUCUCUGAUAACGGGCGAGGAGGAGAAGAAAGAACUGAUCAAGAGUCUGGUGCAGGUCAAGGACGAUCUGACGAGGCUACAGCUACGGCAGGAGAGUCCUGAUGCGUCCACCUUCAACCUGGCGCAGGAUCGAGUAUGCGCGGCGUCGCAGACCGAUCUGUCGUCGGACAACUUCCCCAUGGGAGCGCGGGAGAUGGCCAAGAUGCGCCAGAGGUACGACGAGCGACGGAGGCACAUCAAAGAAAUACAGAAACAGCUGGCAGCGCUGGAGGAAAAAAUCCGGCCCGGGGAGGUCGAGUCCGACCAGGACCGGUUACUGCUGUUCCAGGAGAAGAAACAACUCCUUCUGGAGUACCGCAGCAUAACGCCCAAGUCCCGGUCGCAAACCGAGAUGAAGCGAAUACAGAGCGUGUGCAAGAAGCUGGAAGCUGACCUGAACAUGGCGUACGAAGAGUCCAACCAAUGCAUAGCAACGCGGUUGAAGCUUCACGAAGAGAAGCAAGCACUUCUGCAGAAGCUACUGGAAGCGCUCAAGGAGUACAUCCACCUGGAAAACCAGCUCAAAUCCCUGUCCGCCAGCACCCUCUCGAUCAGCAGCAGCUCCAGCUUGGGCUCCCUGUCUACAGCCAGCAGCAAAGGAUCGCUCAGUGGGCUCAGCUUCACCGACAUCUACGGAGACCCGUUGUCCACGGAACCUCAGAUCGAUAUGGUCGACAUCAACCGACAAGUUCAACGGCUAUUCCACCCCAGUUCGGAGGUGUCGUUAUCGCCGCGUAGCAGCCUAUCGCAAGAAACUCCACCUGCCUCUCCGAUGAAAUUGGAAUGGAACGGCGGCGAGGCGUCGUCCAGCAAGAGUUCCGCUCCGUUCAACAUUCCAGCACCGAGCUACGCAUCCGACUACAGCCUGGACAGCCAGCGGAUGGAAGAGAAAAUCCGACAACUGGUCAUAGCUCCACUCUCGCCAUUAUCACCAAUAGACGAGAAUCCCACGUACCUUGACAUCCCACCGGAAGUCCUCCUGAGCCGGUCGUCUUCCACCUCCAACACGCGAUCCGUGUCGACCACCGUGAGCGACGAAUCCGUAGCCGGCGAUUCGGGAGUCUUCGAAGCGUCCCGAGCGCUGCUCGCCAACAAGGAGUGCGCUCAAAUACAGAUUGGCAUUCGCUACACCAUGGCCGACUGCACCCUGCGCAUAGCGAUCGAGAGGGGACGGAACCUGACGGCUCUCUGCAGACCGGACGGCUGUCAGCUGUUCGUGCGAGCGAUCCUCCUACCCGGAACGGCGUCGAACUUCAUCCGAACGAACGCCGUGACGGACUUUGUGAAGCCGGUCUUCCAAACGUGCCUCCUGGCGCAGAUGCCGCUGGACAAGGUGUACACGAAGUCGUUACACGUCAAGGUCAUGGUCACCAUCGGGCAGCGGGAGGACUGGGUGGGCAGCACGCAGAUCAGCCUGGCAGAGUUCAACCCGACGGACGGCAGCAGCAAGUGGUACAACAUCAUCAGCCGGAAGUCGAUGAACGAGAUGGACGGACUGGAGGGAUGUUCGGGGCUGGGGAUCAAGGAGGAAUCCUCGGACGAAUCGACGAUCAUCUCGUCGCAGACGUCGACGCUGACGCGAAACCAAGGCCAGGAAGAACUGCAGGCAGUGCUGGAGAUGGGCUACUUCGACGAUCUGGGCGGGGAUGAUGAUGAGGAUGACGAGGACGACGAUGAGGAUGAUGAGGGGAAGAAUGCAGGAGAUGAGAUUGACGAGGAGAUGGCAAAUCAAGCGGCGACUCAGCUGAUGAUUGAGGAGUUCAUGAAUAGCGUGAAGGGUACGAUCGCCACGGACGAGGGCGAGGCCGAGGAAGCGAUCGCACUGCCAGUGGAGAAGGUCGACAAGGAAACCAAUACGGAGUGUGCCUUUCUGCCGGAGAAAGGACGACGGCGGUUGCACGACCCGGCACGCAACAGUAACGGAACGAUCGACGAAAAUGCGGUUAUUGACGAUCGGCUCGUGAAGCGAUCGCAGACCUUCUCGCCAAGUGCCGUCGCCAGCAAAGCCCGCUACAUCUGCCGGUUGAACCGGAGCGAUUCGGACUCGGCCAUGCACUUCAACAACCCGGUGACGCCGCAUCCGUUCAAACGGGGGGCCGUCGAGCGAAGGUCUCUGCGGUAUCACAGCCGUGCUCCCAAGGUGUACCACAAAAUGCACCCGGCCGUACCGCGCACUAGUCUGGACCUGGAACUGGACCUGAAGGCACAGCAAACCAAGCUGGAAACGCAACUGGGCGAAAUCGGCCGGUUGCGGGACCUCAAGAAGCGCCUGGAGCUGGCGCGGGACAACAACGACGUCAAGGUCGCCACCUGGGCGCUCGAGAACGAAGACUUCCUCAAGCUGAUCAAGAACGCGGGCAGUGCGAGCACGCCGGAGGAGAAACACCUUGCGAAGCACCUGCACAAAACCUCCAAGGAGAUCUACAAGCUGCGAAAAACCAAAGCCGGCAAGGGAAAGCUGGAUCUGAUUUCGUUCAAAGAAAAGAUGGCCUUCUUCACUCGGCGUGGAGUUUCCGUGCCGGAGCUUCCGCUCGACAUCCUGCAGCAGGACGAUGGCGAAGAGCUGUCGUCCAGUGCGUGCAACUCUCCGAGCAAACCGGUGGAUCCGUGCGGGGAACCGUCCGCAUCGACGAGCAGGGGCUGCCAGUUUUCGUACGAUGACGUCGACCGGACUUACGGCGUCCAGGUGUAGUACGAGCGGGGUGGGGUAACCAAUUCGACACCUAUCCAACAGCAAAUUCGGAACAUGACAAAUGUUGGCGUCUCAGUAGGCGCCGGCAGACACACACACACAAACACAAACCAGAAAUAGGCUGGAUCAAAACACACACAUACAAACACACAAACACUUUCGUAAGGGUAGAUCCGCCACAAAACAGGGGUUUUUCGAUUUAACUUUUGAGUAGGAAGAAGAUGGGAUUUAGUAGAAGCCAAACUCUGCGCUUUGUUCUGCGAACCAAAGCUCUAUGUGCAUUUACGAGAUAAGAUUAGCGUUUUAGCGAGAAGAGAGGGGACGGGAAGAGAUAGAGAACAGAAGAAGGAACUUGAAGGCGAAUCUAGUAGGCGGCGAGAAGGUCGCCUAGUACUGCGCCGCUACUUCUACUACUACUUCUACUUCUGGUACUGUCUGUAUAGAUUUGUUUUUAACGCUGCGGCGCGGGAUAGAGGAGUCGUCCUCGAGGAUGACCGGAUCAUAAGGGGGGAAGGCGGGGAUUAGAACAGGGUGGGACUGUUUUUAUUUCAUCUCCGAUAAAGCUUGCGAUUUUAGCCAGUGAGAGUGAGGAAUGCAUGCGGGAUGAACGAGAGAGAUAGCUAUAUAUAUGUUGUAGGUAGAGAGACACGGGAUUAGGAAUGUUCUUUUAAUGACUGACUGAGAGACCGGUGGAGUCAAGGUGGAAUGUGCAAUAACUUUGUAAAUAUAUUUAAAAUUUGAACAGCAGAAUUGGUGUGAUUGGUUGGAUGUUUGUGGAAGAAGAGGUGCAUCGAAAGAAGGGGUAUAUUUUACUAAAGAAAUUGAUGUUCUCUGUUUUCCGAGAUACGUGCUAUGGUACGAGUGGUAGGGGUUUCUGUGAGGGACACAUUAUGGAAAACCAAAUACAGUAGACGUUCGAUAAUUGCAGCAUGUUCACAUUUCAUUUACGAAUGUAAUUCUCUAACUGCAACGACUGACAGGCGUCAAACGUUUGUCAAUUCAUGUCGGAUGCAGCCUGAAUACACACAAAAACAUCGCAUUGCAGUUGUAGUGCAUAAGAAAAACAUCGCAACUCAGCUGACGUUUUUAUUUUGACAGAUUGCGAUGCGAUAACUGCAACUGUAUUGCAAGGACUUGCAGUUAAAAAGCAUUGCAGUUAAAGCGUAUACACCGAGCGAACGUCUACUGUAAUCCCACCGGAAAUUACACUUAAGAAAUUCCUGAAGGAAUCCGUAGAAAAAUUUGUGGAGGAUUUUCAAGACAAACACAGAACAGCUGACGUUCGAUAACUGCAACAUGUUUACGUUUCAGUUACCGAAUGAAAUUCGUUAACUACAACGACUGACAGCCGUCAAACAGUUGUCAAUUGCUGUUGGACGCAGCCAGAAUGCACUAAAAACAUCGCAAUGCAGCUGUAGUGCAUCUAAAAAACGUUGCAACUCUGUUGACGUUUUGUUUUUGACAGAUAGCGGUGCGAUAACUGGAAAACUGUUGCACUUAGCGGACUUGCAGUUAAAAAGCAUUGAAGUUAAACCGUUUGCACCGAGCGUCCGUCUACUGUAGCAAACAAAACCCGCACUACUCGUACUCGUACCACGCAACACAACUCGGCUAAAAAUAAUUGCCACACUGCCUUUGAUUAUUUGUUGAACCAAAAAAACAGUUAAACUAAAUCCAUAGCACGUGAAUCGAUGUCUAUUUUCUAUUGUAACUUCAUUCAUUGUUGUUGUUUGCAGAAGCGCAAAUCAGUUAAAACCUUACAAAUGAUCUAUUUAAAGGAAGCUUAAAAAAUUAAUGGCAUAAUGUUGAUGUUUUUCGGUUGUCCUUUUUACCUGUUUUUGUUUUACAGUAGAUGUUCGCUAACUGCACUGACAGGCGUCAAACGGCUGCCAGUUCAUGUUUGACGCAGCCAAACUGCAUUUAAAAACAUCGCUGAAGUGCAUUCGAAAACAUCGCAUCACAGCUGACGUUUCGUUUUUGGCAGAGAGCGGUGCGAUAACUGCAAUUUGUGUGCAGUUACCUGGCUUGCAGUUAAAAAUCAUUGCAGUUGAAGCGUUUGCACCGAGUGAACGUCCACUGUAUUAUAAACAACUGUUUACCCAAAAGAAAUUGAGGUUCGUUUCGUAUGAACACGGUAAACACGGACAAACCGAAGUUGUGAGAAAUUGUACCUUGUGUGUAAUGCGUCCUGUAACGAUUACACGAACCAUGGCCUUAACGGAUCCAAGUAAGCCUUGCGCCUAUCGCAAGCGAUUUUAACGCGUUUCACGUGACUGUUUUUAACGUAUUGCAGCAACAAAAAAGGAACGAUAACGCACGGAUAGCAAAUCAAAAAACGAAAGAAACUGUAUAAAAUGUGCCUUAUGUAACGGAUUACAAAUCAAUUUAACACUAAAGCGUAGUAUUUAACGGGGCUGGGGAGAAAGAAUGAUGGUGGAAAAAUGGGGAAGAGUUGAGAAUUUGAGGGGAGAAGAGCUAUAACAAAAGAGCUUGCAAAUUAACAAAACUUGAAUUACUACUACUAAAAAAACAAACAAACAGGAAACAGGUUAGUGUGAGACUGCAAAAUGGCGGUCGGAAAACCACGUUGCGAUGAGCUUUUUAUGUUAACACAACAACAAAAAAUCAAACAACUAAAAUCAAAAAAACACGAUGCUUAAAUUUGUCAAGUAAAACUGUGCCCAAAUCUAGUAUUUUCGAUUUGUUAGUGUUGUUGUUUUUUUUUAAUGGGAGCGCUGUGUACUAUAGGUGUAUUAGGUAGGGUGAGAAGCGGAGAGAGCGAGGAGAGAAUAGUUUACAAACAAACUCGGAAAAGUCGACUGCAAUGAGAAACGUCUAGCGUAGGCGCCGCAACUUUGUACAGAGAGAGAGAGAGAGAAGUGUUGCGAUGGGAAGGAGAGGGAGCGCGAUGAGAAACAAAACGAGAGAGUGUAGGCGAAACUUUCGUGCAAAGCUGUAAAAUAAGAAAACUGAACUUUGAUUGCCAAUAACACACACUUUUACGCUAGCCUGAGGUAACAAUAUGGGGAGUGAGAUGAAACGCGAAUGCGAGCGAGCAUGGGCGAACGUUUUGAAUAUUGAAUUUGUUAUUUAAUUUUUAUAUCUGUAGCUAUUACUAUAUAUUUACAUAGUUUUUACAGGAGAAGAAAAUGCCUAAUAAAAUUGAAAAAAAGAUCUGAGAUGUAA
Aedes albopictus (Asian tiger mosquito) is the source of this 8142-nucleotide messenger RNA. It is a transcript of the gene kibra, whose product is annotated as protein kibra. The transcript is spliced from 9 exons. Gene Ontology annotation, molecular function: molecular adaptor activity; kinase binding. Gene Ontology annotation, biological process: negative regulation of organ growth; regulation of DNA-templated transcription; cell migration. NCBI's taxonomy places the organism in Eukaryota, Metazoa, Arthropoda, Insecta, Diptera, Culicidae. The record is from RefSeq and is a predicted model, not a curated record. The coding region runs from base 1549 to 4956 and encodes 1135 amino acids. Gene Ontology annotation, cellular component: cytoplasm.